Messenger RNA from Laccaria bicolor S238N-H82, 672 nucleotides. RefSeq lists its product as uncharacterized. Bases 1 to 672 code for a protein of 223 amino acids. NCBI's taxonomy places the organism in Eukaryota, Fungi, Basidiomycota, Agaricomycetes, Agaricales, Hydnangiaceae. The record is from RefSeq and is a predicted model, not a curated record. The transcript is spliced from 10 exons.
AUGGUGCUCAUUGAAGAAAUCUCAAGAAAUAUGAAAUCUCAGCAAGAUACUCGGCUCACUAGGUCUAAUGUGCACGCAACUGGAUUGGUCUGCACGCAAGUGACCGCAGAUACUUCCUUUCGGUGUCCGCAGAUGGCACGCAGAUUUUCCUGUGCCCGAAUGGAGGUGGACUUGGUCUGGUCAUCUACCUGGAGCCUCAAGAAGGUUUUGUUUAUCGCUCAGCGAUAUCUCCCAUUUUUUGAUGCAGCCACGCUGUGUUUUGUCCGGGCUAAUGUCUGUCUCCCCAUUUGCUUCAAUUCUAUUGACUCAAAUGGGUCUACCAUCAGUAAUUUUAACGCUACGCGUGUGGGCGGUCUGGAAUCGGAACAGACGAUUAGGAGCAGCCCUGUCGGUUUUCUUUUUCUCGAUGGCUGCUGCUGGUUUCCUGGUCAUGAUUAUGUUCCAACGUGGCAUAGAAUUUCUCUUGAUCCUAUUGCUCAUUCGCGGUAUUACGGCUUCGAAGUCUUGUCGGCUAUCAACGUGGUUGUUGUGAAUACCCUUUCGGUGAGAUACUUGGAUAUUCUAUCCUCGGUGCUCCUUCACAUUCGUGUUUAUAUGAGAGAUGUAGAACUCCCAGUCCGGUCUGGCGGCAUUACAAAGAACCAAUCGAACCCGAAUUUGGUUUACGGGUAG